GGUCGUAGCAGAUCAAAAGUGGCAGGGUGGCAUUUUAUUUGAGACUGCGGCUGCCAUGGAUCUGGUGGUAGAUGGAAAGCGAACGUCGGGCAAGGAUGUCCGGGAACAGAAUGUGACGGCGGCGCUUGCCAUCGCGAACAUCGUCAAGUCUUCCCUGGGCCCUGUGGGUCUGGACAAGAUGUUGGUGGAUAACAUCGGUGACGUGACCAUCACGAACGAUGGCGCGACCAUUUUGAAGAUGCUGGAAGUCGAGCAUCCUGCCGGCAAAGUUCUCGUUGAAUUGGCGGGGCUGCAAGAUCAAGAAGUCGGUGACGGCACGACGUCCGUUGUGAUCAUUGCGGCCGAGCUGCUCAAGCGCGCGAACGAACUUGUUCAAAACAAGAUCCAUCCCACAUCCAUCAUCUCUGGCUACCGUUUGGCAAUGCGCGAAGCUGUCAAGUACAUUAAGGAGCAUCUGAGCGUGCCAGUCGACUCGCUUGGACGCACGUCCCUCGUGAACGCUGCCAAGACGUCCAUGAGCUCCAAGAUCAUUGGUCCCGAGAGUGAAUUCUUUGCGAACCUGGUCGUAGACGCAGUCACUUCGGUCAAGACGACUGAAGAAGGCGCCAAGGGGAAAGUUGUCACCAAGUACCCUGUGAGUGCGAUCAACGUGCUCAAGGCCCACGGGAAGAGCGCGCUGGAGUCUCAACUCGUGGACGGGUUUGCUUUGAACUGCACGCGAGCGUCGCAGGCGAUGCCUACGUCUGUGCGACCGGCAAAGAUCGCGUUGUUGGACUUUGACUUGCAGCGACACAAGAUGCAGAUGGGGGUGCAGAUGGUCGUGAACGACCCAAAGGAACUGGACCAGAUCCGACAGCGCGAAGUUGACAUCACGAAAGAGCGCAUUCAGAAGAUCCUGGACGCCGGUGCGAACGUCAUCUUGACGACCAAAGGCAUCGACGACCUUUGCAUGAAGUACUUUGUGGAAGCGGGGUGCAUGGGUGUUCGCCGCUGCAAGAAGGAAGACUUGCGCCGCAUCGCCAAGGCCACUGGCGGCCAAGUCGUGCUCACGCUGGCCGACAUGGACGGCGGCGAAACGUUUGACGCGGCGUCGCUCGGGACGGCGGCCGAAGUCAGUGAAGAGCGCGUUGGGGACGGCGAGCUCAUUUACAUCAAGGGCUGUGCCAACCGUCAAGCGACGACCGUCGUCUUGCGUGGUGCGAACGAGAUGUUGCUGGACGAAAUGGACCGAUCGCUGCAUGAUUCGCUCAUGGUGGUCAAGCGCAUGCUCGAGUCGAACCAGUUGGUGGCCGGCGGCGGCGCCGUCGAGUCUGCGCUCUCGAUCUACCUGGAAACGUACGCAACGACGCUCGGGUCCCGAGAACAGCUCGCGAUUGCCGAGUUUGCCGACGCGUUGCUCGUGAUCCCUAAGACGCUGGCCGUGAACGCGGCCAAAGACGCGUCCGAGCUCGUGGCGCGGCUGCGGGCCCACCACAACACUAGUCAGACAGACGCGGCGCAGACGGCCCUGCGAUUCUCGGGCCUCGACUUGCAGCGAGGCAAUGUGCGCGACAACUUGGCGGCCGGCGUCGUCGAGCCCGCGAUCAGCAAGAUCAAGAGCUUGCGAUUCGCGACGGAGGCGGCGAUUACGAUUCUGCGCAUCGACGACAUGAUUCGAUUGAAUCCGAAAGAAGACGAGAACCAGUAAAGCACAGUUUUAAUUCGACACGUGAUAGCAGUAGGGGUUGGCAACGUGAGCGGCGUGUUGGCUGGACGAUGGACGACGCCCGGACCGCCGCGAC
Aphanomyces invadans is the source of this 1781-nucleotide messenger RNA. Its product is annotated as T-complex protein 1, alpha subunit. Gene Ontology annotation, molecular function: ATP-dependent protein folding chaperone; ATP hydrolysis activity; ATP binding. Gene Ontology annotation, cellular component: chaperonin-containing T-complex. The record is from RefSeq and is a predicted model, not a curated record. Lineage: Eukaryota; Oomycota; Saprolegniomycetes; Saprolegniales; Verrucalvaceae. Gene Ontology annotation, biological process: protein folding. The transcript is spliced from 2 exons. Bases 56 to 1687 code for a protein of 543 amino acids.